GAGCUCAGGUGAGGAAGUGAAGCACUGAGACGACUAGCAAAAAACAAGAAGCAGUAGAAGAGGGAAGUUCCUCUUUCCAACCCGCACGCAAAGAGAGAUACAAAGUCAUUUUUACACAGUUGAGCGUCGCUUACUACCCGUUAACCUUGUUUUUGCAGUUGCCCCAUCAUGGAACACCAGAAAGCACAGCGUUGGACAGAAUACAGUCCUGUGAUUUCAGUCGCGCCCAACGACACGCGCCGUCUUCUGGAAGUCUACGUUAAACGCAGCCUCAGCCUCAACGACGAGUCACUGGGAAUCAAGCGGUCCGAGCGAAAACUCAAGUGGGUGACCAUCCCUAAGAGGCACAGGAGACAUUCCAGUGACCCCUCCAUUCACCUGGCCAAGGGCUUGGAUGACACAGAGUUCAAGUCACCCGCUCCUGCUGAACUUCCCCCAGAGAUACCACCGGACGACAAGGUGAGCAAGAAGUCCAAGAAGAACAAAAAGCCCUCCUUGUGGAAGAACUUCCUGGGUCUGUUCUCGCGGCGGGGCAGUGAAGAAAAGGACGAGGAGCAGGAAUGUCCACCCGAUAUUCCGGAGGGGUCGGAAGACGACUCAGAUCAAACCGCCGCGUGCCUGCCUGCCCCGACGCCGACCCCCUCACCAAAGAAGCCAUCAAGAAGAUUGACUUUGAAGAGAAGGUUCUCCAAGAGACGUCUGUCUCUUAUUAAGAUCAAUAAGCGGGAGGAGUUGAAUCCACCAGAUAUCACUGUAGUAGAAGCUGUGGUGAGUGUGGAACCGACCAUCUCCUACUAUGAGAAAGUGUCCGAGGAACUGGAGAAGAUUCUUCAUGAGGUUAAGGAAAAGGAAGAGGUGGUGGCCAUGUCGGAUGAGGAAGUCAUCAACCGGAUCAUUGCUUUGACAAAGGAGCAGGGAGACGCAAUCGAUGACAAGAUUAAAGACAAUUCCACCCUGAGUAACUUCUUCAAGGGGAUGUCAUACACGUCUUUCCAGAAGCUGGCUGACGCCUACCUAGAGAAGGAGGCGCCGCCAACCCCGCCCGCCGUGCUGCCAACGGCCCCUGAGUUGGUCAAGUUGGCCUUCACGUUGGACUUCACAGCUCGAAUCGCAGGCCUCUCUCGCCAAAACGUUGGGCACAUCACCGGCCUGGGCAACCGCUACCUGCAAGACCGAUUUGAGUACAAACAAGCAUGUUCAGAGCAUCCCUGAUAAGGGAGAGGCAGUUGUGUGGGUGAAAACAUUUCCGCAAGUGGCAUUAAAAUGAGGACACGAUUUAAGAUUUCCAGUUCGACUCAUUCAUGUUAAUUAUGCUGCAAGAGCAUAAUCUGCUGACGCAGAGACUUUGGAGAGAUUCCUAAGUGAACUACACCUUCAACUUCAGCUGCUUCUGUUCGGGAUGGAUUCACACUACAGGGUUCUCAUCAUACAAUUCAGAUUUGGUUUUUUUGUACCACAAUUGGAACGUGUGGUCUAUGUGGCUCUUAAUUUAAUGAAUGGGGAAUAAGAGAACGUUUAAACCAGGAGCAUUAAGUGAUGUUUCACUGCCACUGACAGUGAUCCCUGCCAGCCCCUCAGUCGAAUUGGAUUGGACGUCUAUCGUAGUCAAUGGCAGCCAAUUAGUUAACACUUAAAACCAGAUACAAUUAAAGAAAACUUGGACCUGAUUACGAUCUUCUUUUUAACAAAUGAAAGUGAAGAAUUUGAAGUUGGCCCUUGUUCCAUUGAUUUUUCUGAAAGCAGCCUUUGGGAAAAAAAGUGUGGACACCCUUUGGUCUAAGAGAAUUCAUUAAUUUUAACACUGCAGGUUCACGUAACGUAAUUAUUUAUGUUAAUUUUUUAUUGUUUACAUCCAUGUUGAUUCAUGUGUUGCUUUUCAAAUGAUAACUGAGCAGCGGUGGGUUUUUUCAUGUCGUUGUAAAGACAGCCUGAGAGCAUGCCUUUCCUGAAAUGAACAUUGAAACACUAAAGUAGAAACUAAGUUUCAGUCACAUCACUGACGCACGUUUUGGUUUCCCUUACAGAGCUGUUAUAACUGUGAAAAUAACAGAACUGUUUAAUCACAUGUUUUGUGUAUUACGUACUCACGGUUGUCCCAGCAUUUCAUUUUAAUUCAGGUUAGAAUCUGAAAUCAUGGAAAAUACUAACAAACCAAAUGUACUGAUUUCAGUGAAAACUAGUCUUGUGAUAUGUUGGUUUUGUUGUGAAACAACCUUGUGCAAUAUUGUUUAUAAUACCACAACUCAGAACGUUUUUGUAUUUAUUAUAAGCUCAAAUAGAAUGUGACAUAUUUUU
This is a messenger RNA of Corythoichthys intestinalis (scribbled pipefish), 2295 nucleotides long. RefSeq lists its product as uncharacterized. Bases 169 to 1212 code for a protein of 347 amino acids. The record is from RefSeq and is a predicted model, not a curated record. Lineage: Eukaryota; Metazoa; Chordata; Actinopteri; Syngnathiformes; Syngnathidae. Gene Ontology annotation, biological process: regulation of extrinsic apoptotic signaling pathway. The transcript is spliced from 6 exons.